Molecule: messenger RNA, 1200 nt
Organism: Eurypyga helias (sunbittern)
Lineage: Eukaryota; Metazoa; Chordata; Aves; Eurypygiformes; Eurypygidae
Gene: MTERF2
Product: mitochondrial transcription termination factor 2
Exons: 1
Coding region: 19-1200 (393 amino acids)
Biological process (GO): regulation of DNA-templated transcription; termination of mitochondrial transcription
Cellular component (GO): mitochondrial matrix
Molecular function (GO): double-stranded DNA binding
Source: RefSeq, a predicted model, not a curated record
CCAGGGCUGCGUUCCACCAUGUUGAGAGGAGCCGCUCGUGGUGCAAAAGAUACGUUUACCCUUUUGUUGACAAGAUCUGGGUGCUGUAAUUUUUCAUCCGCAUGGACCGAAGUAGCAAGCAGAAGCUUCCUCGUUCAUCCCGCUUACACAACCGAUACAAAAUCAAGAGAGGAAAACAAGAAAACCAUUGAGGGUCUCUACAGAUUGUCAGUUGACAUCCAGAAGAUACGCAGACUGAAGGAAUGGGUCCUUCUCCAGGAUGUGGCCUACGUUACAGAAAUUGCUGGCAUCUUACAAGCCAUGGGAGCAGAUGAGACUGCAGUAGCCAGCAUUCUAGAACGCUGCCCAGAGGCAAUUCUCCAUACCCCUGCAGAGAUAAACUCUCAGAGAGCUCUAUGGCAAUUAGUAUGCCAGAAUGACAAACAGUUGAUUAAAUUAAUAGAGCAAUUUCCAGAGUCUUUUUUUACUACUGGGUAUUGCGAGAACCAGAAGGCAAAUAUACUGUUUUUUCAAGAGCUGGGACUGAAGAAUAACAUAAUCACCAGGUUUCUGACAAGCGCGCCCAGUAUUUUCCACAAUCGCGUUGAGAAAAACAGAGACGUGAUAGAGACGUUACGAAAAAAUUAUUUACGUUUAGGAGGUUCUGAUGCAAAUCUGAAGAUCUGGAUACUGAAGCUGUUGAGCCAAAAUCCAUUUAUUUUAUUAAAUACCUCCACUGCGAUCCAGGAAAACUUGGAAUUUCUCCAGAAGAAUGAUUUCACUGACCGCCAAGUUCUACAGCUGCUGUCCAAACUUAAAGGUUUUGUUUUUCAGCUUACUCCCACGACCAUGCAGGAGAGCAUGCUUUUUUCCAAGAGCGUCUUUAAGUGCAGCGACGCAGAACUGAAAGAGCUCGUGCUGAAAUGCCCAGCCCUUCUCUGCUAUUCCGUGCCAGUUUUGGAGGAGAGAGUCGAAGGACUGCUGAAGGAAGGGAUUUCGGUAGCACAGAUUAGAGAGACACCCAUGGUGCUGGAGCUGACCACGCAGAUCGUUCGGUACCGAGUUAAAAAACUCUCUGCUUUGGGCUACGAUAUAAAGAACGGAACUCUAGACAGCUUGAAUGGUACUAAGAAAGAUUUUGAAGCCAGUUAUGGUAAAAUACAAUCCAAGAAGGAGAGACCAAUUUUUAAUCCUGUUGCUCCUCUUAAUGUUGAAGAUUAA